AUGGCGGACUUUUUAAUCAGCGGACAGACCGGUUAUGUCCCGGACGACGGUUUCACGGGGCAGCAACUGUUCAACGGUGGAGACGGGCUCACGUACAAUGAUUUUCUGAUUCUGCCCGGUUACAUCGACUUCACAGCAGACCAAGUGGAUUUGACAUCAGCUCUCACCAAACAAAUAACCAUGAAGACACCGUUUGUCUCUUCUCCCAUGGACACGGUCACAGAAGCCAACAUGGCCAUUGCCAUGGCACUCACAGGUGGAAUCGGCUUCAUUCACCAUAACUGCACUCCAGAGUUCCAGGCUAAUGAAGUGCGGAAAGUCAAGCGUUAUGAGCAGGGCUUCAUCACAGACCCUGUGGUGAUGAGUCCAAACGAGCGAGUACGGGACGUCUUCCAGGCCAAAGCUCGCCACGGUUUUUGUGGCAUUCCCAUCACUGACAAUGGAAAAAUGGGGGGCAAGCUGGUGGGCAUCAUUUCCUCCAGAGACAUAGACUUUCUGAAGGAGGAGGAUCACAGUCUACCACUAAGUGAGGUCAUGACAAAGAGAGAGGACCUAGUUGUUGCCCCAGCUGGAGUAACAUUGAAGGAAGCCAAUGAAAUCCUCCAAAGAAGUAAAAAAGGUAAACUGCCCAUCGUGAAUGAAGAGGGUUCCCUGGUAUCCAUCAUUGCCCGCACAGACCUAAAAAAGAACAGAGAUUUUCCUCUGGCCUCCAAAGAUUCCCGUAAACAACUGCUGUGUGGCGCUGCCAUCGGCACUCACAAUGAUGACAAGUACAGAUUAGACCUGCUGGUGCAGAGCGGGGUGGAUGUGGUGGUGUUGGACUCCUCUCAGGGCAAUUCCAUCUUUCAGAUCAACAUGAUCAAAUAUAUAAAAGAAAAAUAUCCCCACCUACAGGUCAUAGGAGGCAAUGUGGUCACGGCAGCUCAGGCCAAAAACCUCAUUGAUGCCGGAGCAGACGCUCUGAGGGUGGGCAUGGGCAGCGGCUCCAUCUGCAUCACACAGGAAGUACUUGCAUGUGGCAGACCCCAGGCCACAGCUGUGUACAAGGUCUCAGAGUACGCCCGCCGUUUCGGUGUCCCAGUCAUCGCCGACGGUGGCAUUCAGAAUGUUGGACACAUCGCCAAAGCUCUGGCACUGGGGGCAUCCACAGUAAUGAUGGGUUCAUUGCUCGCCGCCACCUCUGAAGCUCCAGGUGAAUAUUUCUUCUCUGACGGCAUCAGGCUGAAGAAAUACCGAGGCAUGGGUUCGUUGGAUGCCAUGGACAAAAACCUGGGCUCCCAGACCAGAUACUUCAGUGAGAGUGACAAGAUCAAAGUGGCUCAGGGUGUUUCUGGGGCAGUGCAGGACAAAGGCUCCAUCCACAAGUUUGUUCCUUACCUGCUGGCUGGUAUUCAACACUCCUGUCAGGACAUCGGUGCCAAGAGCCUCACACAGCUCCGAGCCAUGAUGUACUCCGGAGAUCUGAAAUUUGAGAAGAGAACGUCUUCAGCCCAGAUGGAGGGUGGAGUCCACGGCCUUCACAGCUAUGAGAAACGUCUGUUUUGAUGUCGGUCGGCCUGAGGAUGAAGAGUCUCUUCCUAAAGUCACGUUAUGCAAACACAGACAAGUAGCGUUCAUAGCGUACUAACACGCUAGUUGUGAGACCUUCUCGUCUUCUUUGUCCUCACUCUUAGCAAACUUCUCACAAAUUAGUCUCAUACACUCCGUGAUUCUCCAGACCAUCAGUCCGUCCCAUGCAUCACUUGCGUCUGUAAAGGAACUAAGGGAACUAUCUGUGGGUGUGUGUGACUGAGUCCUCAGCUGGCUUUCAUCAUGUCUCAGUGAACUGGUUCUCACAUUUUUAGGAAAUCUGGUGUCCAGUAAUAAAGCUGAUGUUUUUUCACAAGCA
Molecule: messenger RNA, 1888 nt
Organism: Cynoglossus semilaevis (tongue sole)
Lineage: Eukaryota; Metazoa; Chordata; Actinopteri; Pleuronectiformes; Cynoglossidae
Gene: impdh2
Product: IMP (inosine 5'-monophosphate) dehydrogenase 2
Exons: 14
Coding region: 1-1545 (514 amino acids)
Biological process (GO): GTP biosynthetic process
Cellular component (GO): cytoplasm
Molecular function (GO): IMP dehydrogenase activity
Source: RefSeq, a predicted model, not a curated record